CCAACUGUAAGAAGCAGAGCAGCUGAGCAAUGGAGGGAGACCGAGACAACUACUACCUGGACCAGGUUACUAUUUCUGAAGGAUCAGAGGAUGGAUAUCAGUAUGAAGAGAUCCCAGCUGAUGAUGACUUUAGUCUGACGGAUGGGGAUGAAGAUCUUUUGAGGGCAGUGCGGACUGCUCAAGAACAGGCUGAGGAUGUCCAGUCUCCGAGAUCCCCCCUUUCCUCCCAGCGACCAGUGUCUCACAGACCUGAAGUAGUGGAUGAUUUUCUUCGUAAUUUUCUGAUUAAAAUGGGGAUGAUGAAAACCUUGGAAUGCUUUCAGACAGAAUGGUAUGAAAUGAUGCAGAAAGGCCUCCUGCAGCCAGAAGCUGCUGGCUUUGUCCCAGAUGUUUAUGCUCACAACCAGAUGUUAGACUCCGAGAUAAAGAGUUUAAAGAAAGAAGUGGAAACAUACAAACUUGCUGCAAGUAAAGCUAAAGAAUCGAUGGUAAAGCUGCAGAAAGAGCGUGAUUUCCACCGGAUGCAUCACAAGCGCGUGGCCCAGGAAAAAAACAAGCUCAUUAAUGACAUCAAAAGGUUGAAGGCACAUUAUGCAUCUUAUGAACCAUUGCUGAAACAGCUACAUGAAAAAUACCAAACAGUCCUGCGGCAAAAGAUGCUGACCAGUCUAGAGAGGGACCGAGCCGUUGGAGAGGUGACUGGUCUGCAGGCUACCUUAAAGAAUAUGGAAUCUGGACAUAAAGUUGAUCUCCUUGUCAAAAAGGAUGACGUUAAACCCAAGAAAGAUGAUGGCCCUACUCAAAAGUCAAUUCGGGAGGCUCGAGAGAAAGAACUGUUACAGGAAGGGGUAGCUUUAUAUAACGCGGAGAAAGACCCAAAUAAACAAAUCGAAAAGGCACAUCCUAAGGACUCUGAAUUUCCUCCGGACAACAGAGUGAACCCUCUUCUGGCUCAACUUAAAGGGAAGAGCAGCCAUCUCCUUAAAACAAGUGGAUACAGUUUAAGCAACACCCUGAAAGCACAUGAACUAGCCGUGAGCUGUUUGGCCUUGCACCCUCGUAAGGAAAUCUUGGUUACCGCCAGUGAUGACCGCCUUUGGAAGAUGUGGUCCAUUCCCAGCGGAGAGAUUAUCAUGACUGGUGAAGGACACUCUGAUUGGCUUUCUGGCUGCUGCUUCCAUCCAAAUGGCACAAAAUUGGCAACAUCUUCCGGUGAUUCUACAAUUCGUAUAUGGGACUUUGCCAAGUCAGAAUGUAUCCUCACAUUGGAAGGACAUACGCAUGCAGUCUGGGGCUGUUCAUGGCACACAUGUGGAGAUUUCCUGGCUUCUUGUUCCCUAGACAACAACAGCAAAAUAUGGGAUCUCAACAGUGAAAGGUGCAGGUACACCAUGAGAGGCCAUGUGGAUUCUGUUAAUAGCAUUGAGUUCCUGCCCUAUUCCAACAUUGUGCUCACUAGCUCUGCCGAUAAGACCUUGUCCUUGUGGGAUGCCAGAAUGGGGGGGUGCGCUCAGACCUUCUAUGGCCACCUUCACUCAUGCAACUACGCCACGUUUAACAUGAAGGGAGACACAAUUGCAUCCUGUGAUUCGUAUGGCAUUUUGAAGCUUUGGGACGUGAGGAAGGUAUCAGCGGUGUUAUCAGUUGAUGCAGGACCUCACCCUGGAAAUCAAGUGGCCUUUGAUCCUUCAGGCCAGUUGGUGUCCCUGGCCAGCAAUGAUGGAACAGUCAAGGUGCUGGUGCUAACAUCUGGGCAACUGAUGAACUUAGAAGGCCAUGAAGAAGAUGCUCAAUGUGUGAUCUUUGACCACAAAGGAGAUUAUCUGAUUUCUGGGGGAUCUGAUGGGACUGUCCGCUUCUGGUCCUAAUGUGAUCUUUAUUAUCUUGUCUACAUACCUGUUUGAAAUAUGCAAACAUGACUAACAAUUUUAAAUGUCCAAUAAAAAUUGUUUUGUUAG
This is a messenger RNA of Bufo bufo (common toad), 1958 nucleotides long. It is a transcript of the gene SPAG16, whose product is annotated as sperm associated antigen 16. The transcript has 16 exons. Gene Ontology annotation, biological process: axoneme assembly. NCBI's taxonomy places the organism in Eukaryota, Metazoa, Chordata, Amphibia, Anura, Bufonidae. Gene Ontology annotation, cellular component: axonemal central apparatus. Bases 30 to 1868 code for a protein of 612 amino acids. Gene Ontology annotation, molecular function: protein binding. The record is from RefSeq and is a predicted model, not a curated record.